AUGGACUACUCGUUACAGAGCCACCGCUCCUUCAUUGGCUCCAAGGUCACUGACCUGCCUACGCCCUCUUUUGUUCUCAGCUUGCCAACCAUCAAGAAAAAUAUUGAGAGGCUGCAUCAGGAUGUCGAAAAGGCUGGAGUCACACUGAGACCUCAUGUUAAGACCCUCAAGAGUCUCGAAGUUACGCGGUUGAUGCUGGGCAAUGGCAAGUACAAGAGAGUUGUAGCAUCAACAUUGUCAGAAAUCCGUGGGCUAUUGCCAUUGGCAGAAGAGGGAAUUCUCAAGGAGGUGCUGUACGGGCUUCCUCCUCCAGCAAGCACCAUCCCUCUGCUGGAAGACCUACGAAAGUCCACCAACGUGCAGCUCAUGAUCGACCAUGAGAAGCAGCUCACAAUAGUAGAGACAUUUGCCGCCAAGAAUCCGGAAAGUACAAUCAAACCCUGGGACAUCUACAUCAAGCUCGAUGUGGGCAGCAAGCGCGCCGGUCUUCCACUGAGCAGCGAUCGUCUCACAAAGUUGAUUCAACGCGUCAAUGGUUCAUCAGCCGUCACUCUCAAGGGUUUCUACUGUCACGCAGGCCACUCUUAUGGGUGCCGCACACCACAAGAAGUGGAGGAUCUCCUUACGGUCGAGAUCAACAGUGUCCUGAGCGCGGCGAAGCUGGUCACUGGUGACAGAAAACUCACCCUAUCUGUGGGGGCUACGCCGACGGCUCAUGUUGUCGGCACUCUCAAGGCAGCGAUUCCUGAGAACGUCACAUUGGAGUUGCACGCCGGAAACUUCCCAACAAACGAUCUCCAACAGGUCGCAACCAGCGUUAUCGGAGCCGAGGAUCAGGCCAUCCGCGUCCUCUCCGAAGUCUGCAGCGUGUACCCGGAGCGCAACGAGGCUCUCAUCAACGCCGGGACAAUCGCCUUGUCAAAGGAGGCUGGCCCGGACCCAGGCUACGGCAAGGUUGUCGGCAAGCCUGACUGGGCUGUUGUUCGAAUGUCUCAGGAACACGGUAUCUUGGGUGAAGUUCAGGCACUGGGUUCAAAGACUGCUGAGCCGGAGCGCAGAGAUGUGGAGGCGAAUUUUAACGUUGGCGACAAGGUGUUCCUCAAUGUCCAGCAUGCUUGCAUCACUGCUGCGGCCUUUUAUGUUUACUAUGUUGUAGAUGAGAAUGAUGUUGUAGUAGAUACCUGGGUUCCUUGGAAGGGGUGGUAA
Molecule: messenger RNA, 1206 nt
Organism: Colletotrichum fioriniae
Lineage: Eukaryota; Fungi; Ascomycota; Sordariomycetes; Glomerellales; Glomerellaceae
Biological process (GO): D-serine catabolic process
Molecular function (GO): D-serine ammonia-lyase activity
Source: RefSeq, a predicted model, not a curated record